Molecule: messenger RNA, 825 nt
Organism: Lasiodiplodia theobromae
Lineage: Eukaryota; Fungi; Ascomycota; Dothideomycetes; Botryosphaeriales; Botryosphaeriaceae
Product: C6 transcription factor
Exons: 5
Coding region: 1-825 (274 amino acids)
Biological process (GO): regulation of DNA-templated transcription
Molecular function (GO): zinc ion binding; DNA-binding transcription factor activity, RNA polymerase II-specific
Source: RefSeq, a predicted model, not a curated record
AUGGAUUCCUCAAGAGACAACAAAAUUCGCAAGCGCGUCCUCCAGGCAUGCAACCGCUGUCGCCUCAUAAAGCUCAAGUGCAAUGGCUCCAGCCCGUGUGGCCGCUGCAAGGCCAACCUAGCCAUCUGCGUCUUCGGCAAACGCGAGAAGCACCACUACAAUAGUAAAACAGCUGUUGCACCAGGUUGCAAAGAGAGGCAGGUUGACUCCUGUCCGAGCGUCUCCCAGUAUUGCGUCCUCUACACUGGGUGGUGUGAUCUAAUGUUUCAGAGAGGAAGCUCCGAGGAAAUAAGCAAUCAGCUUAUUAUAACGACAGUCAUACAACUCUCAGCAUGGUUGAUGGAGUUCGAAACUCUUGACUUGGAAACCGUUGAAGGAGUAUAUUGCUUCUCCGAACAGUGCGUGAUAUCUCGGGACGCUCUGACCGACGCUGGACGAGAAGAACUGCGGAAUAUGUUUGUCGGUGCAGCAGAGCAGCGCGCAAAGCUCAACGCUCAAAGCCAGGAUUUACCAACAAAUGCAGCUACCACGCCAAGACCCAUCGACUACGCUUAUCCAACAUCCAUUGGGCAGAAUUCGGAGCCUGAACUUGAAUCACCAACAUGUGUUUCGCAGAGUAGGCGCGAACCGCUGCCAUAUUCGGAUCCGUGCCUGGCCCCGGUCGUUCAGUCAUCAUGCGCCGUGGCGGUUGAAGACCCCACGGCUGGAACUACUCUCAUGGAGGAUGAUCACUUCAUCUUUACAAAAUACUUUUACCUUGACCAAGCCGAUCUGACGGAAGAAAAUUGGGUCUUCCCUGAAGAAGGCGUUUACCUUGGUGACUAA